CAGCUCAACAGCAAAUUCAAAGCUCAGCAGAGCAGCAAAGCAACAAAGCAGCUAGCGAAGCUAGGGAGGUCGAUAGGAAGAAGCGCAGGACUGGAGAGGAGUAUCGGUUUGAACUUGGAGGGAGCUUGAAGGAGAAGGCCCAGUGGUGUCCAUCGCAUGCUGAGCUCGUUGCAUUGGCAGGAACCAUGCCGGGUGCUGCACUGCAUUUUAGUAUUCCGGAUCUGAGCAACAAUCAGGACGGGUGGGGCCCAACGACAAUACCCGAUCAGUACAAGGAUGUCCCAUAUGCUCCUUUCAACAAGGGAGACCGAGUAGGAAAGGCUUCCGACUGGACGGGCCAGAGCUACAAGUAUCAGCAGGGACGGUAUGGUCAGCGAGAUGGCACGGGUAUCACGCUUUUCAAUUACGUCUAUGAGGAUGAGGACAACUUUCACCUAGUGGACAGCAAACCGGCGCCCAGGCCAAGAUAUGGACAGCGGAGGUUUCAGAAUCGGUUCCAACAGAACCGGAGGGACCAGGAGCAGCGGAGGGAUGGCGGGCGUGAGGCGGACCGGGAGAGGCAACGCCAGCAAAAAGCACAGCAGAAGAAGGGGCAGUGGAACAAUUACUGGCAGGACAGGAAUGCACCGCGGGUCACGUAUAACAGCUCGGUUGACAUCCGGCCAGAAUGGAGCGUCCUGGAGCAGAUUCCGCUGACCGCCCUCACGAAGCUGCACUUCGACGCUGGGGAAGCGGAGGACAUCACCACGUGCGGGGCGGUUGAGUGGUACGAUCGGGUGUACGAUCGGUUAACUCCCAAGCAGGAGAAGCCGCUCCUGCGCUAUGAGAGCCGGCAAUUCUUCAAGGUCACCACUACGGAAGAUCCCGUCAUCCAGCGCCUUGCAAACGAGGACGCCGGCACCGUCUUUGCCACCGACGCCAUCCUGGCGACGCUCAUGUGCGCCCCGCGCUCCGUCUACGGCUGGGACGUCGUGGUCCAGAGGGUCGGGGACAAGCUCUUCUUCGACAAAAGGGACAACUCGUUCGACCUUCUCACAGUGAGCGAGACCGCGCAGGAGCCCAUCCCCGAGGAGAAGGACAACAUCAACGCGGUCCACUCGCUCAGCCAGGAGGCCACCUUCAUCAACCAAAACUUCUCGCAGCAGGUCGUCGUCAAGGACGGCAAGAAGUACAAGUUCCAGGAGCCCAACCCGUUCGCCGCCCAGAACCAGGAGCUCGCGUCGUGCGCAUACCGGUACCGCAAGUGGAAGUUGGACGACAAGAACGUGCUGGUGGCACGGUGCGAGAUCGACAGUAUCGCCGAGAUCAAGGGAGAGGAGACGCUCAUGAUCGUCAAGGCGCUCAACGAGUUCGACUCCAAGAUCACGGGCGUGGACUGGCGCCAGAAGCUCGACAACCAGCGAGGGGCGGUCUUGGCGACGGAGUUGAAGAACAACGCCAACAAGCUCGCCAAGUGGACGUCCCAGGCUCUGCUGGCAGGCGCUGGCAUGAUGAAGCUUGGGUUUGUGUCGCGCGUUGCCCCUCGCGACCACUACAACCACGUCAUCCUGGGAGUCCAGGGGUACAAGCCCAAGGAGUUUGCGGCGCAGAUCAACCUGAACGUGAACAACAUGUGGGGCAUCCUCAAGAGCCUUGUCGAGAUCUGCAUGAAGCUCGACGAGGGCAAGUACCUCCUCGUCAAGGACCCCAACAAGCCCCUCAUCAGGCUGUACGAAGUACCCGGCGAUGCGUUCGAUGACGACUACGUGGAGGAGCCGCUUGCAGAGGAGGAGCAAGAAGCCGUGGAGCCGGAGAGGAAAGAGGAGCAAGACGAAAAGGACGCUGAUGCCGAUGACGUGUAGACGUCGUUCGAAUGCUAUUACGCUCGCUCGAUUGGCUUUCUGUGAUUCAACUUUCCAGUGUAGUGGACCGUUUGUUCUUGCUACUUGACACCGAACUCGGAAGAGGAACAUUUCAAGACGUCGUCGCUUUUUUAGCACCAAUUGUGCUGUGAUGUCUUUUUAUAGCAUGGUUCCGUCAAUGUGCACAUGCUGUGGACGCAACUGAUCAUGGAAGGUGCUCGGGAGUCCUCUUGUUUGCUGUGGUGGGGAUACAGCUAAGUGCACAACAUCCCUUUAGCGAUGGCAUGCACCUAUCAUCACCUUUCAAUGAACUGUGCGGUUCAAGAAGGCCUUACAAGCAAGGACUGUUGGACUCCUUCAGCGAUGGCACCUAGAUCAUCACCUUUCGAUGAACUGUACGGUUAAAGAAGGCGUUACUGUGUACAAGAAAAGGACUGUUGGACGAUUGUUGACCGGUUCAUAUGUAUUUUUCCUUGGUGAAUUAUAAGGGCGCACCCGGUAG
Klebsormidium nitens is the source of this 2343-nucleotide messenger RNA. NCBI's taxonomy places the organism in Eukaryota, Viridiplantae, Streptophyta, Klebsormidiophyceae, Klebsormidiales, Klebsormidiaceae. The record is from the annotation of a GenBank genome assembly.